GCAUUUGAUUAUAUAGAAACAAACAAAAGAAGAAAGAAGGUGUCUGCCCAUAACCGGUGAUAUGGAGGGGGAAAAAAUAGGCACGAUUCUGAUCACCAACGACGACGGUAUCGAUGCUCCUGGCUUACGAGCACUGGUUCAAUCGCUCGUUUCCACCGAUCUCUUCAACAUUCAAGUAUGCGCUCCCGAUAGCGAGAAAUCAGCUGUUAGUCAGAGCAUCACCUGGCUCCAACCAGUAGCCGUUAAGCAAGUGAACAUGGACGGAACCACCGCAUUUGCGGUUUCUGGGACGCCCGCUGAUUGUGCUUCUCUAGGGGUUUCCAAAGCUCUCUUUCCCACAGUACCUGAUUUGGUAGUCAGUGGCAUAAACAUGGGUAGCAACUGCGGUUAUCACAUUGUUUACUCGGGUACUGUAGCUGGAGCUCGAGAGGCCUUCUUCAAUGAUGUACCAUCCAUCUCCAUUUCAUAUAACUGGAUUAAAGGAAAGAGUAAUCUAAAUGACUUCACCCUUGCUGCACAAGUAUGCUUACCUAUCAUAAGUUCUGUACUGGUUGAGGCAAAGAAUCCCAGCUACCCUAGAAAAUGUUUUUUGAAUGUAGAUGUGCCAAACGAUGUUGCUAACCAUAAGGGUUACAAGCUAACUAAACAGGGUAAAAGUAUCAUCAAGAUGGGAUGGAGACAAGUCACCUCUGAGACAGAAGGACAAAAAAUGUCCUCUGAUAUGACUAAUACAGAUGCAGAAAUACCAAAGAAUUUUGACCCAUCAUCUAUAUCACCCGAGCAUCUUUUGUUUGCAAGAGAGGUGAGAGGUUCCGUAGUUGAUGACGAUGAUGAUACAGACUACAGACGUUUACUGGAAGGAUAUAUCACUGUUACUCCUCUUGCUGCUGUCUCUAAUGCGGAGGUAGAUUGUCAGGACUACUUUAAGAAUUGGUUACAAAGUGUCCCUGAACUCUCCUCUUCAUCAUGUUUAUAAUGGUGGCGUAACUUGUGAAUGCUUUUCAUUUGCUGAUUACUCUGGUACACUGGAAGUGUUCACCUCAACAUGUUGCUAAAUCAAUUUUUUGAUCCUGAGCAAUUUGGUUGCUUCGGUAUGCUUGUCAUUGGCCAAUAAAGACAUUUCAAUAGUGUUGUGUAAUUGAUGAGAGAUUCGUUUCUAUAAUCUACUAAGUAAUUACAAGUCGCUCAUUUUUAGACUAAUAUAAUGGCAAGUAUUCUUGUUCUGUC
Molecule: messenger RNA, 1227 nt
Organism: Vigna unguiculata (cowpea)
Lineage: Eukaryota; Viridiplantae; Streptophyta; Magnoliopsida; Fabales; Fabaceae
Product: Survival protein SurE-like phosphatase/nucleotidase
Cellular component (GO): cytosol
Molecular function (GO): nucleotidase activity
Source: RefSeq, a predicted model, not a curated record